GAGUGCUAGGAUUACAGGAGUGAGCCACAGCACCUGGCUGAAGACGGCAUUCGGUAAUGAACAAGGUGGUGAGAUCAUCAAGUGAGUCAGAGGUGCAGCUCUGGGAAACAGAAGAGGAUGACAUGACAGAAGGUGAUUUGGGAUAUGGCCUUGGAAGAAGACCUGGUGGUAUUUAUGAAGUGGAAGUUUCACAAUUAUUUACAUCUAGAAAAAGGUCAGAUGGAAAGAACUUUAGCCCUCCCCCAUUUCCAAGAAAGGAGGAAGAAAGAAGUGGAGGUAUUUUUCAAUAUUCCAAACAAAAGAGCUUGCAAGAUACAUACUCUCAAGGGUCUAGAAUUUCCAGUUACAGAAGACAAAGUAGCACCGAUUCUACUUCAGAAUUGUCAAAUGAAGAAUUAAGGCAGUAUCUUCAUGAAACUUUAGAGGAGGUAGAAAUUUUAAAAACUGAACUUGAGGCAUCUCAAAGACAACUUGAAAGUAAAGAGGAAGCACUGAAAAUUCUUCAAAGCAUGGCAAUACUUGGGAAAGCCACAAGUCAUACCCAGGCAGUGCUUCAAAAAACUAUGGAACAAAAGAGAUUCUUGGAGAAGGGCCUGCCUCUUUCUGUUCAUCUCAUCAUCACUACAAAGGAAAUAAAUGCCUUACAGUGGGAAAUAGAAUUUGAUCAGAAUAGAUUUAAAAAUAUAGAGGAAUCUUGGACUCAAAAAUAUGACAGACUAAAUUGUGAAAAUGCUGUCCUCAAAGAGAAUUUGAAACUGAAAACAGAAAAAAUUAAAAUGCUGAAGUCUGAAAAUACAGUUUUGAAUCAACAGUAUUUGGAGGUCCUCGCCAUGCUUGAUAUCAAACAGCAGAAGAUGGCUCAGGAAAACACGUGCCAUGAUAAAAGUGGCUUUGUAGAGGUUUCAGGUCUUGAGCUUGCAGUCCUUGGAGCCUGCCUCUGUCAUAGUCCUGGAGGGAACCCCUGUUCUUGUGCCAAAAUGGCAGCAUCAACUCGGAAACUGCUUCUUCAGCUCAAACAAGAGUUGGAACUUUUGCAGAAGAGCAAAGAAGAAGCUUAUAUAAUGGCGGAUGCAUUCAGAAUUGCAUUUGAGCAACAAUUAAUGAGGAAAAAUGAACAGGCACUAAGAUUGACACAAAUGGAUAAAAUGUGUAAAAAAGCAACAAAACGGAUAAAUUGGAAGCACCUUAAAGAGGAUGGAUAUCCAUCACAGAGGAGCAAGAAGACCUUAGGGCAGAAACUCUUGGGUAUGCUCCCUUCAGAAAACAGUUCCAAGCGGACAGAAGACCAGGAUAACCCUCAAGAAGUCUUUAAGAUGUUAAUAGAUUUGGGAAACUGCUUAAAAGUGACUUAUAUGAAACAGGCACUGAAAUUUUGUCAACAGAAGAUGCUGGAGAGACACUACAAGAAGGGAAAGGUUUUGCUUCCUGGUUCCCAUUGUCUUGCUUAGCUGACUCCUGCAGCACCCACACGUUCUCUAGUGACCAGGCUCCUGUAGCAGGGGCAGAAGAGGCAGUUUCUCCAGUGCUGCUCCAGCAGUGAGGCCAGCAGGCUCCCUACUUGCCCCUCAGCAGUUUUCUAGCAGAGUGCUUCCAGAGAGGCAUCUGUUCUGCAACAGCUUUCCUUAGCAUCUUAGAGCACAAUUACUAUAUUCCAGAAAGUAGGUUUCUAGCAAGUUCCACUAGCAAAGUUCCACAGUGACUACUCUGCCAUCCAGUGAGCCACAACUGCCCUCUUCAACAAGAUCUAGAUCUUAUCCCUGGGGAGCCUUCUUCUCCAAGUGAUCAGUCUUGGCCCUAGCAGUAGUGGUGGCUGAUCCUUAUAUCUGCUAUUUCUAUAUUAGUUAUCUCCUGGUAUAGUUAUUAAUUCUUUAUACUGUAUUAAACUUUCCUGAUCAAAUUAAUGUUUUUAUUUUCUGAGUGGACUUAGUAUAAUACCUAUUUAUUAGAGAUUAUAUAACACUAUAUCAUUAUGCAUAUUAAAUGUACUAAAAAAAUAGAAACCAAAAGGGGUAUUAAAUAACAUUACAGAUAUUUUUGGACAUGUUCACAUUUUCUUCUUAUACCCCAAAAGAUUAUCUUACUUUUGGAUACCAGUAUCUUCAUUCUGCAGACCACCAAUACAAAUUAUGGACAAGCUUCCAAUUUAAUCAGAUUUUAAGGACAGACAUGUAAAAAAUUUAAAUUAAACUGAGCUAUCUAGCAUGUGGAUUUUAGAUCCCAAAUUGAACAACUCAACUUAAGACAUUUAUGAGAAAAACUGAGGAAAUGUGAAUAUAGACUUAAUGUUAUUAAGAAAUUAUUUUUUUCAGAUGACAAUGGUAUUGUGAUUAUGAUAAAGAAUUCUUAUCCUUUAGAGAAAAAUAAGUAACAUUGAUAAAAUUAUAUGAUGUUUGGAAUUUGUGGCAAAAAAUUUAGUGUGGGAGGGUACUGGUAAAAUUGGCCAUGUGUUAAAAACUACUGAAGCUAGUUGUUGGGUAAAUGAAGGCACAUUUUACUACUCUCUCUGCUUUU
Molecule: messenger RNA, 2511 nt
Organism: Microcebus murinus (gray mouse lemur)
Lineage: Eukaryota; Metazoa; Chordata; Mammalia; Primates; Cheirogaleidae
Source: RefSeq, a predicted model, not a curated record